Trichoderma asperellum CBS 433.97 is the source of this 420-nucleotide messenger RNA. Lineage: Eukaryota; Fungi; Ascomycota; Sordariomycetes; Hypocreales; Hypocreaceae. The record is from RefSeq and is a predicted model, not a curated record.
GGAGCCUUGGUUUCUGCUCUUGUCUUUAGCCGAAUUCCGUAGGGCGGCGGGAAGCAAGGAUGCUCAAGCCGCCGUUGAGCUUGCCAAUGGGGAGCAGUCGCGCACAGGAUAGGCGGCACAGAAUCACUUUGCUGCCACAUGCUGUUGGCACUACUGCAUGUACGUUGUCUGCGUUUGCAAAUAUGUACGAUGCUGCGAGCCUUGAUGCUAUUGGCAGCACUAGUCCUUGCAGUUUAAUCCUUGAAAAUCAGCCGAUAACGACUCGAUCGUCGGAUGGGACGGGACCUCGUCUGGACUCUGGGUUCUGCAGCUCGGGAGUCUCUCGUUACUCUCUAAGCAGCUGCUGAUGCAUGAAAGCUACUACUACUAGCACCACUGUAGGUAGUAGUAGGUCACACAUAUCAAUGAUAGAUAGAUAUA